Molecule: messenger RNA, 1407 nt
Organism: Bacidia gigantensis
Lineage: Eukaryota; Fungi; Ascomycota; Lecanoromycetes; Lecanorales; Ramalinaceae
Exons: 2
Coding region: 1-1407 (468 amino acids)
Biological process (GO): protein ubiquitination; ubiquitin-dependent protein catabolic process
Molecular function (GO): ubiquitin protein ligase activity
Source: RefSeq, a predicted model, not a curated record
AUGCAAGCUAACGCUCAAAUAUCAAGUCUUCAAUUCGACAGACGACAAGACUUCUAUAGCGCACUUCUGCAAACGGGGUUUACUGCUAUGACGGCCGCAAGUGAGGCUGUUUACUUGAACGAGCGGCAAAAAGUCCAAGUUGCCAAGUGGACGUGGAUAGAAGAAGAGCGAAUGAAUGAGCUCGAGCUAUCGGACAAUGCCAUGUCUGAAACAUCUCGGUCCGGCUUUACAUCUCACCUUGGUGAAGAAGUUUCUGCUGGAAGUGGUUAUGCAAGACAGAAGAGUCCAUUAGGAGCAGCAUCUCUGACAGCUGACGUAUCGAAAGGAGCUGAGAUGGAUGCAGUGGGGUUUCUACGCCGACUUCAACGCUUCGGCAGAGCCUCUUCUUUUAUGGGUGGAGUCUUCUGGCUACUAAUAGAUUUGUAUAGAGUUCUAGCAUCUGUUCUGCUGGAAAAGGUUGGUAUCACACGUCGACCUCGCUGGUUGGAAACGGCGAGACUUAAGCAGACCGAACACGCACAGGCUAAGGUUGGUGAGCCCCCUAAGGCUCGAUCCAUGGAUUUCUGGAUGCUCUCUAAUGAAGGCGUGCUUUCUCUCCCUACCGAUCUCAAUGUUGAUGUAGAAGAAGAGACAAAGCGCCGGCUAGCUGAAAGUAACGAGAGCCGUCAGCCUCCCACCGAAGAACAGCUCAGUGUCAACCUUUACGAGUGGUGGAAACACGGAGGCUGGUGGGGUGAGAAGGACAUUUCCGGUAGCUACGCUCCAUCUAUACAGGACGACGAUGAUGCAACUAGCAUAAUAACAAGCACAACCUGCGAUGAAUGGGAGGAUCUCAACGCAAGCAGCUCUAAUAGCGGCCAAACAACACCCACCAACCUACGUCCUUACACUGACCGAUCACGCAGCUCUUCUCCCACACUAGACUCCGCUAUAGAUCCUGCCCACCUCGCCUCGCUUCUCGAUCCUCAAGACCUUGCUUCUCGCCAGGAAGCAAAAAUGCUCGCUCAACGCCUCACCUCUCCCACCGUCGUAACACGCUCCCAAUUCCGCUACGCUCAAAAAUUCGCACACUCGAAACUCCUGACAUCCACUCGCUAUCGACCAGAUAGUGCUGGCAUUCCCUCUACAGGUAAACUAUCCGCGGCCGAGGAGGCACAGUUGCUCGAACACCUGAUUAUCUCCCGCCGCUCGCAAGCUUCUUCUGCUCGUGAUGAGAGGGGGAACUGCACCUCGUGGCGUGCAGGCGGGCCUGGCUUGGGCUCUGGAGGACCACAAUGUGUAGUCUGUCAAAGCUCGCCGAGGACUGUGCUUGCGUGGCCGUGCCGGUGCUUAAGUCUGUGUGAAGACUGCAGGGCAGGAGGUUGUGGGGUUCAGUCGACUGUUCGUACCGUGAAGGGUGUGAAGUAG